CUGCGCUGACGAGUGGCUGGAAAACAGCCACCUGGUCCCGCUGCCUUAUCGGCCGUGCUGGGCAGCCAGUAGCGGAGGGCCACGAGCCCCAGGGGACCGGCACCUCCCGCCCCAGGGCUCUUAUCUGCGUCCUGCCCCCUGGAAAACGUCUUCUGCACCGGCACCAUGCGGGGCUGCAGGUCCAGGCUGGUUUGGCUGCUGGUGCUGUCGCUGGCCUGGCUGGGCCCUGCGCUGGGGGACGAGGAGAAGGAUGAGGAGGUGGUGGCAGAGGAGGAAGGGGAGAAGGAAGAGGAUGAAGUGCUCUCAGACGAGAUCAAAGAGGAGGACAAUGUCCUGGUGCUCCAUGAGCACAACUUUGCCCGUGCCUUGAGCGAGCACCAGCUGCUGCUGGUGGAGUUCUAUGCACCGUGGUGUGGGCACUGCCAGCAGUUGGCCCCCGCCUACACCCAGGCGGCCACCGAGCUGAGGAACGAGUCCAGUCCAGCACGGCUGGGCAAGGUGGAUGCCACGGCACAGACAGCCCUGGCCAACGAGUUCAACAUCACCUCCUACCCCACGCUCAAGCUCUUCCGCAAUGGCAACCGCACCCACCCCCUCCCCUACACCGGACUCAUGGACACGCGGGGCAUUGUGCGCUGGAUGCAGCGCCGGGCCGGCCCCAGUGCCACGCUGCUGCACGACACCGACACCGCCAACGCCUUCGCCAGCUCCCAGGACUUGGUGGUCAUUGGCUUCUUCAAGGACCUGAAGGGCCAGGCAGCCCAGGCGUUCUAUGAUGUGGCUGCUGAGAUGGUGGACAUGCACUUUGGUGUGGCGGAGGCGGCCGAGCUCUUCCAGGCCUACGGGCUGUCGGCCGACACCAUCUGUCUCUUCAAGAAGUUUGAUGAGAGACAGACAAACUUCCCCGUGGACCCGGCGCGGGGGCUGGACACAGAUGAGCUCACGCGGCUGCUCCGCGUCCACAGCCUGAGGCUGGUGACAGAGUUCAACAAUGAGACAUCCAACCAGAUCUUCGGUGCCAAGAUCCCCCAUCACAUGCUGCUCUUCCUCAACAAGUCAUCAUCGGAGCAGCUGUCCCUGCAGGACGGCUUCAAGGCAGCUGCCGGCACCUUCCGGGGCGAGGUGCUCUUCGUGGUGGUGGAUGUGAACGGGUACGGCGCCGACGUCCUGUCCUUCUUCGGCAUGACCCCCGCCGACGCCCCCACCCUGCGCCUCGUCAAGAUGGAGAACAACCGCAAGUACCAGAUGGAGCAGGACUCCUUCUCGGACACGGCCAUCCGCACCUUCAUCCAGGCGGUGCUGGAUGGCAAGGUGAAGCCCCACCUGCUGAGUGCAGAGCCCCCCGAGGACUGGGACACGCGGCCCGUCAAAGUCCUGGUGGGGAAGACCUUCGAGCAGGUGGCGUUCGAUGAGACCAAGAACGUCUUUGUCAAGUUCUACGCUCCGUGGUGCUCCCACUGCCAGGCCAUGGCACCCGCCUGGGAGGAGCUGGGCGAGCGCUACAAGGACCACGAGGACAUCGUCAUCGCCGAGAUGGAUGCCACGGCCAACGAGCUGGAGAACAUCACCAUCCACGGCUUCCCCACCCUGCACUACUUCCCCGCAGGGCCAGGCAGGAAGAUGGUUGAGUACAAGAGCACCCGAGAUGUGGAAACUUUCUCCAAGUUCCUGGAAAAUGGGGGGGUGCUGCCCGUGGAGCCUCCUGUGGUGACCAAGACCCCUGGGAACAGCACAGGCAAGGAGGAUCCAAGUGUGCUGGGGACAGAUGAAACCCGGGAUGAGCUGUGAGCCCUGUCCUGCUCAGGCACGUGAUA
Molecule: messenger RNA, 1814 nt
Organism: Pipra filicauda (Wire-tailed manakin)
Lineage: Eukaryota; Metazoa; Chordata; Aves; Passeriformes; Pipridae
Gene: PDIA2
Product: protein disulfide isomerase family A member 2
Exons: 11
Coding region: 166-1788 (540 amino acids)
Biological process (GO): protein folding; response to endoplasmic reticulum stress
Cellular component (GO): endoplasmic reticulum
Molecular function (GO): protein disulfide isomerase activity
Source: RefSeq, a predicted model, not a curated record